UAUGCGCGGAAGGGGCUCAGUCUAAAGAAAAAGAGAAAACAAAUGUGUCUCCAGCUUCCCUCUUUCGCGUCGCCGCUCUCUCGGUCUCAGCUGUCCUGUCUCUCCCCUUCUCAUUUCUCCAUCGCCGAAACCAGCUAGGGCUCAGAUAAAAGAAGCUACUGCUUCUACAGCUUCUCUUCAGUUUUCUCCAUAGAAAAAAAUUACUUCAUCUUUCCGUUUCUAUCUGUUGAUGAUUCCGUGUCUACACUCUCUCUUCUAGCAUUGACAAAGCUCAUGAGCUCACCAUUCAAUCGAUUAAUAUGCAUAUCUCUCUGACAUGUAUCAACCUCUGGGCGUACACCGCCUCAUAUACCGUACUCGCAUUGCCAGCUACGUUAAAGCUGGUCUCAUCGAUUAUGCAGUCAAGGUGUUCGACGAAAUGACUUUGUCAGAAUGUCGUGUUUUUGGCAUCGAUUAUAACCGAUUUAUUGGCGUUUUGAUUCGCCACUCUCGCUUCGAUUUAGCCCAUCACUACUAUUCUAAAAUGGCCCCUCUUGGGUUCUCCUUGUCUUCCUUUACUUACUCUCGUUUCAUUUCAGGUUUAUGCCAGACAAAAGAGUUUAGCUUUAUUGAUAAUUUGUUAAAAGACAUGGAGAAACUUCAUUGUGUACCUGAUAUUUGGGCUUUUAAUAUCUAUUUGAAUCUUUUGUUUCGCGAGAAUAGGGAAGAGUCAGCAUUGGAGGUGUUUGGGAGAAUGGUUGAGAGAGGGAGAGAGCCUGAUGUGGUGACAUUUACUAUUAUUAUUGAUGGUUUGUGUAAAAUGAAGAAAUUUAAUGCUGCCGUUCAGUUUUGGCUUAAUAUGUUAGAUAAAGGUAUUAGGCCGGAUAACAAGGCUUGUGUGGCGCUUGCUGUUGGCUUGUGUGAUGGGGGGCAAGUGGAUUUAGCUUAUGAGCUUAUAAUUGGUGUAAUUAGUGGUGGUCUGUCAGAGGUUAGUACAUUGGUUUAUAAUGCAUUGAUUAGUGGGUUUUGUAGAGCAGGUAGGAUUGAUAAGGCGUUGGCUAUGGUGUCUUUUAUGAGUAGGACUGGGUGCAACCCGGAUUUGGUUACAUACAAUGUGUUGUUGAAUUAUUGUUGCAACGAGUUUAUGUUUGAGGAGGCGGUGAAGUUGUUGAAGAAGAUGGAGUGUAGUGCGAUAGAACCUGAUGUAUAUAGCUAUAAUCAACUUCUCAAGGCACAUUGUAAAGCUAAUCACCCGGAUAAAGCUUAUCUGUUUAUGGUGACGAAGAUGGUGCCAAAAGGUUUUUGUGACGUCGUUUCGUACAAUACUAUUAUCAAAGCAUUUUGCAGUAUUAGUAAUAACAGAAGGGCCUAUAAGCUGUUUGAGGAAAUGGGACGAAAGGGGAUUGCCCCAGAUGUGGUAACGUUCACAAUACUUAUAAAAGCUUUCCUUAGAGAAGGCAAUUCUGAUAUAGCAAAGAAGCUUCUUGAUCUGAUGGCAGGAAUGGGCCUUUUGCCUGAUCGUAUAUUUUAUACGACAAUCAUUGAUCACCACUGCAAGAGUGGGAAAGUUGAGAUGGCUCACAGCAUUUUUUGUGAUAUGGUAGAAAAAGGUAUUACUCCUGAUGUGGUUUCAUAUAAUGCCCUUAUAAAUGGAUUUUGUAAAUCUUUGAGAGUAGGUGAAGUUAUGCAUCUAUAUGAGGAAAUGCUGCAAAGAGGAUCCUUUCCUGAUGAAGUGACUUAUAAGUUGAUCAUUGGAGCUCUUGUACGGGAAAAUAAGCUUUCAGAUGCUUGUAGGGUGUGGGAUCAGAUGAUGGAGAGGGGCCUCACUCUUGACAGGGGUAUAUCUGAAAUGCUGAUCAAUGCCAUCCAGUCAUGAGAAGUAUCAUUGAAACGAGAAACGUCAAUUGCAAGCCCAAGUUUUGGAGUAUUUUGUGGUUGGAGUACAUCUUAGCAUGCCUAAAUUGCUACUACUUCAUUGACACUUCAUCGACUUCUUUCACAAAUGGCAAUAAUGAGACACUCAGUGCAUGGUGGGGUUGGUGCUUUGAAGUCAGAUGCUUCAAAAAAAUAUGGGGCUUAUCCUCGCUACUUCAACGGUGUCAGACAUCCAGGAUCGCUAAUGAUGGAUUUCAAGCUUUAAAAUCCAGAUGCAGAUGUAUGGCUUCUCAAAUCCUAAAUGUAUCAAAGGAGAUGAGCUAAUUAAAGGGAAAGGUUUCGUCAUGUUGUCUGAAUAUCUGUUAGCUGCCCCUUUUGCCGAUCUCAGAAUUUUAAUAAAAUACAUCUUAUUCUGAGGAGAGCUCAGGGCUGAAAUUGUGACUCCAAUUGAUAGGCCUCCUACAAAGAUGACAUACAGAUGAAGAACUGAUUGCUUAUUAAGUGAGCCUUCUCUUACGGAGCUCAGAAUUUUUUUUUUCAAACAUGAGCUGGUAAUUUAAAGUAAAAAAUAGAGCCCUUUAGUGUACCGAGAUUUAUUAUCCUUGGCUAGAAGAAAUUGAAAGCAUCCAA
This is a messenger RNA of Populus nigra (black poplar), 2484 nucleotides long. RefSeq names its product pentatricopeptide repeat-containing protein At1g13040, mitochondrial. Lineage: Eukaryota; Viridiplantae; Streptophyta; Magnoliopsida; Malpighiales; Salicaceae. Gene Ontology annotation, molecular function: protein binding. The transcript has 5 exons. The record is from RefSeq and is a predicted model, not a curated record. Bases 317 to 1855 code for a protein of 512 amino acids.